UGCGUUAGGGCGAGGCCGCGAGGAGGAGACGGGGUGGUGGUGGCGGAGGAGUUGGGGUGGUUGUUUCCUUCACGCCGAAGGUUAGAUCAAUUAAUGGAUUUCGAGAUAUGAUUUUAGUGAUUGUUGGAGCAACUGCGGUUGAUCGAUGACGUAGAGAACUAGUGAGCCUUCAUUAGAUGACCUUGUCAUAUAGUUGCGAAAUGAACAUGAAAAAAAGUAUGGUGUUUAAAGUUGGUGAGAUGAAUGGGAUGGUUGUGGUCCCAAGUUGCAAUGGAGAAUGUGCUAUGCAUGCUUGGGGAGACUUCUCCAAAUUUGGUUUGUUUUAUCUUUUAUGAAGGAAAGUUUGGUGGUUCUUUUUGGACUUAUGGAGGUGGCUUGGAUGCAUGGUUUUAUUGUGAACAGGGAGGAAUUGUUUUGGUGGUGGUGGUGGUGGUUGUGGUGGUAAUUGGUGUUGGUUAUUCUGCAAACUGCAAUAGAAUUGAAUUUGAAGAAAGUCUGAAGAUGAGUGAAAACAGUCGUAGCCCGCCUCCAGAUCGCAGAAUUCGCAGAGAACGUACCUCGUAUCGUGAUGCACCAUAUCGCAGGGAUUUCCGUCGUAGUGCAAGAAAUGAUUUGUGCAACAACUGCAAGCGGCCUGGACACUUUGCAAGAGAAUGUCAAAAUGCAGCUGUCUGUAAUAAUUGUGGCCUUCCCGGACAUAUUGCAUCAGAAUGCACUGUGGAGGCAAUAUGCUGGAAUUGCAAAGAACCUGGACACAUGGCAAGCAAUUGUCCUAAUGAGGGCAUCUGCCACACCUGUGGCAAGGCUGGCCAUCUUGCAAGAGAAUGCUCAUCUCCUCAACUCCUUCCUGGUGACAUGAGGCUCUGUAACAACUGUUACAAACCAGGACAUAUUGCUAUAGACUGCACAAAUGAGAAAGCAUGCAACAAUUGUAGGAAGACUGGGCACUUUGCUCGUGACUGUCAAAAUGAACCAGUCUGCAACCUUUGCAAUGUUGCUGGGCAUGUGGCCAGACAGUGUCCAAAGUCGGAAAUAUUCAGUGAAAGGAGUGAAAGGGGUGGCGGCGACUAUCAUGGUGGAUUCCGAGAUGUCAUCUGCCGGAACUGCAACCAGGUUGGCCAUAAGAGUUGGGAUUGCAUGGGCCCUCUGAUGAUCUGCCACAACUGUGGUGGGAGGGGACACAUGGCUUACGAGUGCCCAUCAGGAAGGUUCAUGGACUAUGGAUUUCGGAGGUACUAAUUGAUAGAUCCUACAACCAAUAAGGCACUUAGAUGAGCUUUGGUACUGUAUUAUCAGUCGCUUGUUUUGCUCGACCAAGAUUAGUCGAUUGCAGAAUGUUUAUUUUAUAGACGGCUGAGUUUGGAAGACUAUGCAUUGUAGACUUUAUUUGUGACUCUGCUUGACAGUUGUUUGUGGCUGGUGGAAACCAUUUUUUCAUGUUAGGAUUUGUCGCCUGAUAAAAAAACAGCGUUGUUUUGGGUCCAAA
Molecule: messenger RNA, 1486 nt
Organism: Zingiber officinale
Lineage: Eukaryota; Viridiplantae; Streptophyta; Magnoliopsida; Zingiberales; Zingiberaceae
Product: zinc finger protein GIS2-like
Exons: 5
Coding region: 244-1239 (331 amino acids)
Molecular function (GO): zinc ion binding; nucleic acid binding
Source: RefSeq, a predicted model, not a curated record